AUGGUUAUAUCCUCCCCUGCGCGAGUGUCCCAACACCUACAGCCACGCGCUACGCGCGGGGAGCGGCGGCCCCAGCCCACGGGCCCACCACCGGAGCCGGCAGAAGCGUCCCGGCCGGCUUGCCUGGAGGGCGAGGGGGCCGCCCCGCAGGCGAAGUUCCCGUGCCCUCUUGCCAUGUGGGAGCUCGGACACUGCGAUCCGAAGAAAUGCACCGGGAGGAAACUGGCCCGACAAGGGCUGCUCCGAACCCUGCACCUCCGCCAGAGAUUCCCAGGCCUCGUCCUCAGUCCUCUGGCUGCUGAGUAUGUCUCUCCGGCCGACAGGCACAUCAUUGCUCAGAGCGGAAUUGCAGUCAUAGAUUGCUCAUGGGCCAAAUUAGAAGAAACUCCCUUUAACAGAAUGAGAGGAACUCAUCUACGGCUGCUGCCUUACUUGGUGGCUGCAAAUCCUGUAAACUAUGGUCGGCCCUGCAAGCUGUCCUGCGUGGAAGCUUUUGCUGCAGCUUUUUGCAUUGUUGGAUUCCCAGACCUAGCCACCAUUCUUCUAAGGAAAUUUAAAUGGGGUAAGGCAUUUAUUGACUUAAACAAAAAUCUCCUGGAAAAAUAUGCAGCCUGUCAUUGCCAGGAAGAAGUGCUGAGAGUUGAAAAGGACUUCUUAGCCAGUGUCCAAGAAACAAAAAAUGAAGAAAUAGAUCCGUUUGAUAUUGACUCAGGAAAAGAAUUUUCUAAUCCCAACAGACCAAUCAAUUCCCCAGGACUAGCACAAAGUAAUGAAGAAUCCGAGGAGGACAGCGUGAGCACUCCAGAUGAUGCCACUGAAAGCAGUGAUAAGAGCAGUCCAGAAGAUGAUGGUACCGUAAAGUCGCUGCAACAAAAGCCAAUAAAUCAACUAUUUGAAAAGUAAAAAAAAAAAAAAACAACAACAACAACAAAACCACCACAUACCACAAGAACAUAAAAAAAUCCCCCAACGAUCCCAAAGAGUUGCAACAUCUUGUAUAAAGAAAUUUUCUUGUUAAGUCUGGCUUGUCCACCUGUAACUUGGUGCUUAGCAAAUGCCUUCCUUUAGAUGAACCUCAGGCUCUAUGUGGGUUUAUAGGUCUAUUAUGCACAUAAAGGCUUUAGGUUAUUUAAUUUUUAGAUAAUUGUCUAUGGAAUGCUGAUUAUUAUAUAAAGAGCCUGAAGCUUAGUUAUGAGUUAAAAAACCCCCUGUAUUCUAAUCAAUGUCUGGAAAGUGGUUUAUAGGUAUUAUUUUUACCUAAUAGUACAUGAAGUAAACCCUUUUAACUUCUGGGCUAUAUUGCAACUGGAAAAUGUGACUAAGUUGUUGCCCUGUUCAGAGUACCCACUACGUGAGGAGCCUUCUAACUUUCUGCAGGCUUGAACCUGCCAUAAUGUAUUUCUACUACUUCAUCUAGUUUAGGGUAAACCAAGCAUCAAAGGAAAAAACGCUUCCUGGAAUUGUUGUAACAUCUCAGUGUGUCUUUUCAGUAACUUUACGUUUUGUUUUUUUAUUUACUCUGAUAGACCAUCCUAAGCAACAUACAAUGUUUUGGCACUUUAUAUUCAGAACUGUACCAUAAAGUUUCAGGUAACAGGUUCAGCAAUGCUAUCUGCCUGCAUUCUCAUUACUUGAAGUGCCACUCUACCAAGUCAGAAAUACACAUUGUCUGGCCCUUAAAGAUUUGAGUCAGAGACUCUCAUCAGCACUAGUAUCUUAGUUCACUUUUCCAUAUGCCUGCCAGUUUGUAUAGUGAAAGUACAGCUGUUAGCAGUUGUUUUCUGUACGUUUAAAUAGAAUGCUUUUUUGAGUUUCCAGCACCCAACUGGAACUUAUUUAAACCUAAACUUCAGCAAUGCUUCAGUAGACUUGGAGCUACUGAGGACAACUCAUAGUGUUACUUUCGUAUAUACAAGUUCUCCAAGUCACAGCAAGAUUUUCACCUCUUAACCCCCUUCUACUAGAAAGAUUAAAUGCUGGCCCUACUGCAGCUAGAAUUGGGAGUCACAGCAGCAGUUUUAGUGGUACAAAUAUUCCAUUUCCCUUUAACAAGGAAAAAAAAAAAAAGCCCAGGUAAAUGAAUUUAACAAGGAAUCUUUUCCUUUAACUCAGUUUCUCAGUUACUCACUUUCCCACCCCAAGCAUAUGGAGUCUUUCCCAAAUGAGCUGUUGUAACAAGGAUUUCUAGAUAGUGGCAAGGAAGCAAUCCUACACAAACAACUUUUAAAGGACUGAGAAUAAUGGAAGGGCAUUAGCUAUUCCGAUUUGGGGAAAUGCUUCGAUGUUACAAAGCUAUUGGAAUCAAAUGCAGACAAGCAGAACAGAUCUGAGAACAGAGCUGUAUCACACUUAAGUCUCUAGCAGUAGCCAUUUUUUGGUAGCAAAAGCACUGAAGAAGCUACAGCUCAGAUGGAACAAAGCUUUUCACACUUCAUUUGUUUUGCAGAAUGAUUUUGACUAAAAAAUACAAUUAAAAAAGCAGUGAAAGUUUAAUAAGAGGGCAUAUCAGCUUGACAUACAUGAAAAUAACUUACAUAAUUUAACUGAUUUCCUUUACAGAAGGAAACUGUAAUUGCAUAGAGCACGUCCUUUUCCUAAAAGCUAUAUACAUUGACAUACGGAAGGCACAGAAAUAUUUCUGAUAAACAAGUACCAUUUAAAAUCCCCAGUUGCUGUAGGUCCCCUCGCAUUCCUUGGACAGCUUCUAUUGCUGUUCAUAGUAGUCUAAUGCUUGUGUUAUUUUAUGUUAAUGUGGUCACAGCAGUAUGUUGAUCCUGUUACGCACAGUAAGCACUUGGUCUCUAGUCAGAAUUCUGUAAGCUGUUUAAGGAACUGAUCAAAGCUGAAUAGCUGCAAUUACCACUGUGGGCCCAAAGAAAGGCCACACUCAUGUUGGGGGCAAGGAAAAGAAACCAAGGCAACAUCUAAACAAAAGGUAAGUGCAGCAUCACAGGCCUUAAAAACAGGACUUGCACUGAAUUGUGUUCAGAGCCAUUUAAAUGGCAGUCUUUUAAUGAUUUUAAUGAAGAUAAAUGAAACAAAGCCCUUUAUAUAAACAGUUUAUUUACUCUAAACAGCAACACAGACAGAACGCCAUAUAAACACAAAGGAAGUGAUGCAGAAUAAGGAUGCUGGCUGACUUUGGAUCUCAGAGGCUCUUAAGCAAUAACAACCUAGUUUCUGAAAGAUAGAAAAACAAAUUCAGGGAGGGAAGGGGGUGGAGGGCAUGAUUUUUUUUUUUUU
Pygoscelis adeliae (Adelie penguin) is the source of this 3243-nucleotide messenger RNA. RefSeq names its product TSR3, 20S rRNA accumulation, homolog (S. cerevisiae) (gene TSR3). Gene Ontology annotation, molecular function: rRNA small subunit aminocarboxypropyltransferase activity. The record is from RefSeq and is a predicted model, not a curated record. Gene Ontology annotation, biological process: maturation of SSU-rRNA. Bases 1 to 903 code for a protein of 300 amino acids. Lineage: Eukaryota; Metazoa; Chordata; Aves; Sphenisciformes; Spheniscidae. The transcript is spliced from 6 exons.